Torulaspora globosa is the source of this 1590-nucleotide messenger RNA. RefSeq names its product Edc3p (gene EDC3). The record is from RefSeq and is a predicted model, not a curated record. Gene Ontology annotation, biological process: deadenylation-independent decapping of nuclear-transcribed mRNA; P-body assembly. The transcript has a single exon. Bases 1 to 1590 code for a protein of 529 amino acids. Gene Ontology annotation, molecular function: mRNA binding. Lineage: Eukaryota; Fungi; Ascomycota; Saccharomycetes; Saccharomycetales; Saccharomycetaceae. Gene Ontology annotation, cellular component: P-body.
AUGUCUCAAUUUUUUGGUUUUGGCAUAAGAGUUGAGUUGAAAGACGGGAAGCUAAUCGAGGGGAAGAUCGCGAAGGCUACGUCAAAAGGUUUGACUUUGAAUGAGGUGAAAUUUGGCGAUGGUGGAACUUCUCAAGCAUUCAAAGUUCGUGCGUCGAGAUUGAAGGAUUUGAAAGUGCUGAGUGUUGCGACGUCAAAGAAAGAACCGAAAGAACAAAAGCUCACUCAGCGUUCACAUUCUGAAGGCAAAGAUUGGCAAGACGAUGACGUUAGCAAGCUGAAGGAGCAAGAGGAUUUUGACUUUCAAGGUAAUUUACGAAUGUUCAACAAGAAAGAUGUUUUUGCAGAACUCAAGCAAAAAGACGACGUCGCCCCAGAGGACAGAUUGGUUUCGCACAACAAGAAGGCCAAAGAGACGAAUGGCAGAUACCAGAAUGAUGAAAUGGUCAUUCCAAACGCGAAGGAUGAUGCUUGGAACGCCAUAUCGUCCGACGACGACGACGAAUAUGAUGAUGAUGACGAAGAAUAUUAUGACGUGGAUAAUGGCACAUAUUUGCCCGUGACCAAAUCGAUAAAUAUCACUCAUUUGCUGCAUUCUGCGAAGGGCGGCACGGAUAAGGAUAGCCAGCAGGGGCAAGUUGUCGCCCAGCUUGAAAAGAUGAUCAAAGGUCAGACAAGGGCGCGUUCGAUCUCGGCCGGCCCAGGAAAUCCAGCCUCAACAGCCUUGCUUAAGAUCAAAGAUUCAGAUCAGACGGUUCCAAUGGCAACCCCCGUACAACUGAUGGAAAUUGAGCGUGUGAACUCCGAGCAAUUUGGAGUAACCUCAGAUAUCAUGCUGGAGAAUUUUGCCACAAAUGCGUCUUUCUUCCUUAAACAUAAAUUGGGUGGCCGUACUAGACUGCGUCGCGAUAACCAUAAUCCAGAGCCGCUCGUAGUCAUUCUUACCUCGGACUCCAAUAGGUCGGGUGCAAGAAGCAUGGCCCUCGGGAGACACCUAUGUCAGUCUGGCCACAUUCGUGUGAUAGCACUAUUCACCUGUUCUGCAGGCGAUCUGCAGGAUUCGCAAGUCAAAGAGCAAUACGAACGAUUCAGGAAAUGUGGCGGGAAGGUGGUUAACAGCGUCGGAGCCCUUAAGAGUACAGUGGACAAACUAAACAGCCCCGUGGAGAUCGUUAUCGACGCCAUGCAGGGAUUCGACUGCAGCUUGACCGAUCUGGACGAGAGCUCCUCAGCCACGCAAGACUACGACACUUCUACUUCCAUGGAGGCCCGCGCCUUAGACAUGAUCAACUGGUGCAACCUUCUCCAGGGCCAAGUGCAAGUGUGGUCUCUCGAUAUCCCAAGUGGUUACGAUAGUGGAACAGGCCUUGCAAACUUCGGCGCCAUGGUAUCUGCCACUGGUGUGAUAUCUUCUGGCUGGCCGCUGGCAGCGCUAAAAACAGUAAAGCAAGGCGGCUCAUAUCGCCUCCAAGAGUGUGCGGCAAUCGAUAUGGGAACACCUCACUGCGUUUACUCGCAGAGGACAUCGUUGCGCAAGUUCCAAUCGCGUGAUUUGUUCAUUACAGAAGGUUUCAUAACUCUGGAGUUUUAA